AUGGCUAUUGGAGAGAACUCUUCCAAGGGCCAUAUCAGGCUCACGCCGGAACUCUUUAGCAUCAAUCACCUGCAGCACUAUGUAGAAACCAGGUAUGGAUUUCUACAAGAUCUGUCUCCCGCACAAGCAGAAAAAACUCUGGAAAAAACCCCAUUCGAAAUGCCAGAAUCUGAGAAGGAUCUCGGUGAAAGCUUGCGGCGCGAGAUAAAAGACCAUCGAGCCUAUCUAGCGACCGCCUCAAUGGAAAUGGUUCAUGGGAACUACCGACAAGCCCUCGAUGCACUUGAGCAAGCCGAAUGUGGCUAUCGGAAGUACUUCGCGCGGGAUCACACCUCAAGGCUCGAGAUCUCAAGUUUUCGAGCUCUGUUGCUAGUGCUCAACUCUAAGCCUGUUGAAGCAGAGGGACUUUGCAAGACAACUCUUUCGAUAUUGAGUGAAGAGAAGGGGUAUGCGCAUCCUUUGACGCUCGUCACGAUGAGUAUCAUGGUACAAAUUCAAUUAAAUCUGUGGCGUUCCCUUCCCGCCCUCGACACCGCCACAACUUUGGUCCGGAGAACAACUGAAAUAUUAGGCGACAGCGAUAUCUUAACUCUUCACAGUAGGACUUUAUUGGCAGCAGCGAGGUUUCAUCGAGGGGAAUAUUGUGCGUCUGAAGCAGAAUUCGAAUUAAUCAUCCCAAUUCUUGAGCGUUCUCUUAAGAGUAACCACCCAGACAUGUUUCAGCAUCAGUGCUUCCUAGCUAAAGUCUAUCUCAAAAGGGGGAAAUUUGAUACUGCAACAAAACUCUUGGUUCCAGUACUAGAGGCGAAACUUCAAGAAUAUGCUAAGAAUUCGAAGUUGAAUAAAGCAAACCUGAAAGCUGGAGAUAGCAGAGUUCCGGAAUACGGGUUGAGUGACUUCCUACGCACCUUUGUGAAGGAUCCCAAGGCAGCUUUCUUGGGCAAGAAACCCCACCCUCAGUUCCUCAAAGCUUUGUCAGUAUAUGCAGAUGUACUGUACCAACAACAAUCUUCCGCAGAUUUCGCCAUAUCGAUUCACAAAGCAGUUUGGUCGCAAGAGAAGGCAGAGCUUGGUGAUUCACAUCUUGAUACAGUGGCAACCCUCAAUCGGCUUGCUAUCAUAACAAGGGACAACGAAGAGAACGUAGGGAAUUACAUAAGAGUAAGAGGACAGCUGGAGGAUGUGAUCAGAGCCCGCGGGGAAGUUCUGGGUGGGUCUCAUAUUAUCACGCUAUGCGCCCAGCGCGAAACGUUGAUACUUGGCUAUAGAAUCAAGUCAUUGGUAAAUCCAGGUCCAUGGGCUGAAAAUGAGGAAAACGAUCCGGUCUACUUCCAAGGCAAGGACGUUUACGCUAUGUCUCAGAGAAUCUACGAUUCUCACAAGUCACAUCUCGGAAGAUUCCACCCGGAGACCAUUCAAUCCCUUCACUGGCUAUUCAAGCUAAGAGUCUCGAAGUCAUUCCAUGAACAGUCGACGGCAGUCACUGGCGAGCUCAUCCAAUGUCUAAGGGUGAUGCGAAAGGAAUCCCCGAUAUUCUCGCUAAGUCUGGAGAUUUCCGCGGCAUAUUCGUUUUACGAGUUUAAUUACUACCGCACUGCACUCCAAAUUUCGAUGAAAACCUUGCAGGCUAUUGAUCACUCUCUCGCUACGAAUAGCCAGGACAUGAGAUUUCCACUCGAGAGACUCAGGACGGAAAAUCUUGGAUUUAUUAAUCAUUUGAAGGAUAAAUUAGAGGAGGUAAGGACAUAGGUGGCGCGGAAGGUGCUUUGCUUAUGUAAGCAUCUUGGUUUUGUUACGUAAUGCGGAAUUUGGUAU
Messenger RNA from Annulohypoxylon maeteangense, 1815 nucleotides. RefSeq lists its product as uncharacterized. The record is from RefSeq and is a predicted model, not a curated record. Bases 1 to 1749 code for a protein of 582 amino acids. NCBI's taxonomy places the organism in Eukaryota, Fungi, Ascomycota, Sordariomycetes, Xylariales, Hypoxylaceae. Gene Ontology annotation, molecular function: protein binding. The transcript has a single exon.